Manihot esculenta (cassava) is the source of this 1235-nucleotide messenger RNA. RefSeq names its product splicing factor 3A subunit 2. The transcript is spliced from 7 exons. Gene Ontology annotation, molecular function: nucleic acid binding; zinc ion binding. Gene Ontology annotation, cellular component: catalytic step 2 spliceosome; nucleus; U2-type prespliceosome. The coding region runs from base 77 to 1063 and encodes 328 amino acids. NCBI's taxonomy places the organism in Eukaryota, Viridiplantae, Streptophyta, Magnoliopsida, Malpighiales, Euphorbiaceae. Gene Ontology annotation, biological process: spliceosomal complex assembly. The record is from RefSeq and is a predicted model, not a curated record.
GGCCGCACUCCUUAUCAGUUCCCAGAGAGACGAAUACAGUAUACAGACAGGGAGAGAGACGAGGGAGGGAUAAAUCAUGGACAGAGACUGGGGCUCGAAACCGGGCAGCGGUGGCGCCGCCUCGGCCCAGAAUGAGGCUAUUGACCGACGCGAGCGUCUUCGUCGGCUCGCACUUGAGACCAUCGAUCUUGCUAAGGAUCCCUAUUUUAUGCGCAACCACCUUGGGAGCUAUGAGUGUAAGCUGUGUCUGACUUUACACAACAAUGAAGGGAACUAUUUGGCUCACACUCAAGGGAAGCGACAUCAGACCAAUUUGGCCAAGAGAGCUGCUCGUGAGGCCAAGGAGGCUCCCGCUCUCCCCCAGCCCAACAAGCGCAAAGUUAACAUUCGCAAAACAGUCAAAAUUGGGAGGCCCGGGUAUCGGGUUACAAAGCAAUUUGAUCCAGAGACAAAGCAGCGAUCUCUUCUCUUCCAGAUUGAAUAUCCUGAGAUAGAAGACAAUACAAAGCCGAGACACCGAUUUAUGUCAUCUUUUGAGCAGAAAGUACAGCCGUAUGACAAGAGAUACCAAUAUCUUUUAUUUGCUGCUGAACCUUAUGAGAUCAUUGCUUUCAAGGUUCCGAGCACUGAAAUUGAUAAGUCCACUCCAAAGUUCUUCUCACAUUGGGAUCCUGACUCAAAGAUGUUUACGUUGCAGUUAUAUUUCAAAACCAAGCCUCCAGAGGCAAACAAACCUCAAUCUGCGCCUGCAGCAAAUGGCACAGGAGCUCCUGGUGUCCCACCGAGGUCUUUGCCACCACCUCCCCAAGCUCCACCUCCUCCACCACCUCCAUCACAAGGACUACCAGCAGGAUCUAGACCACCUCCGCCACCAAUGCCUGGAUCAUUACCCCCUCCUCCACCUCCCAUGACAAAUGGUCCUAGGCCUAUGCCUCCAGGGGGAACUCCACCUGCUCCACCACCUCCGCCUGGUGGCAGUGGAACAAUGGCAAAUUUCACUCCCGGUGCUCAGGUGGGUAGGCCUCCAAUGCCUCCACCAAGCUUUUCUAGCCAGCAGAUGUAGGACCAGGCUGAAGAUGUUUGGCAGUGGGAUAGGUCAUAUAGCCCUUCUGAGUGUUUGCAAGAAUGUUGUUCUAGUGUCUGAGAACAUCCUGCGGAUGGAUGAUAAUCUGUGAUAAAUUUAAAAGAUUUAGUUUUAUUAUUUAAAAUUUAAUAUUUAAAAUUUUGAAUAUAAA